AUGGCAUUAUCAGAUAUUAUUCAAGACUUUGAAAAUUUAUUAGAAAAUGGUGAUCCAUACGACGUUAUAAUUAAAAGUUCUGAUGACCCUUUAAAAGAAUUUAAAGCUCAUUCAACUAUUUUAAGGGCAAGAGCUCCAUAUUUUUCAACAGCUUUGGAUACCAAUAAAAUACAGGAUGGCGUACAUUAUUUUGAAGAAUCAAGUAUUCAUUCAACUGUUUGGCCAGUCAUCUUGAGAUAUUUGUACACAGGACAAUUUGAUUUUAACGAACAACAAUUUUCCGAGUUAAAAAAUCUUUUAGAAGCUGCAGAUCAACUCGGAUUGGAGAAAUUAAUGGAUUCAAUAAAAUUACCUCCCAAAGAAACAAUAAAUGGAAAUGGCACGGUAUAUGAACCAGUUCCCUCGAUGGAAAAGAAAUCUAAUUUAUUGGAUAUAAAUGAACUCUCACCAAUUUUUUCCAGUUGGAUUGAUAAACAAGAAAAAAUCUCAGAUACAUCCAAUUACGAAUUUAAACUUAUUUAUCGAGCAAGUCGGGAUGGAGAUACGUAUGAAUCAUUUCAUGAUCAUUGUGAUGACAAAGGAGCAAAUAUUGUAAUCAUAAAGAAAAAGAAUUCGGAUAGAAUUAUUGGAGGUUACAAUCCAUUGGAUUGGAAUGGUACAGGAUGGAAAUCGACCAUGGAAAGUUUUAUAUUCACAUUAUCAAAUCGGUCUGAUAAGAAUACGGCAAAAAUUGGACGCGUUAUUAAAGAAAAACACGAUAAAGCUAUUUAUUGUUAUAAUAAUGGUGGUCCUUGUUGGGGUAGUAAGGAUGUUCGUUCUGGAUUAGAUUGGAGCGUUUUUCCUGGUAUUAUUUAUGAAGAUAUCGGUUUUAGCAAUUAUUUUGAGGAUGAGGAUUAUGAAGUUUUUCAAGUCAUACCUGCAAAUUAUUGA
Messenger RNA from Rhizophagus irregularis DAOM 181602=DAOM 197198, 930 nucleotides. RefSeq lists its product as uncharacterized. Gene Ontology annotation, biological process: regulation of proteolysis; proteasome-mediated ubiquitin-dependent protein catabolic process. Gene Ontology annotation, molecular function: ubiquitin protein ligase binding. Lineage: Eukaryota; Fungi; Glomeromycota; Glomeromycetes; Glomerales; Glomeraceae. Gene Ontology annotation, cellular component: cytoplasm. The record is from RefSeq and is a predicted model, not a curated record.